UACAUUGACAGACGAUUAAUAUUCCACGAAAAUGUGCGAGGUCACUGUUCUGUUUGACGGUUACUCCAAAAAGUUCGACGAUGGCACGAUGGACGCGAAUUGCACCUGCACUCUGAUAAAGGGCUUAAAAUUGAUCAUCGUGGAUACCAUGACCGCAUGGGAUCGCGAGAGAAUAAUAGAAGCGCUUACACAACAAAAUAUCGAACCAGCAAAUAUCGAUUACGUCGUUUGUACUCACAGUCAUGCAGAUCACAUAGGCAACAACAAUUUAUUUACAAAUGCCGAACAUAUUGUAGGUCGGUCUGUCCAGCGUGGUACUAUCUUCUCUGAAAACAAUGACAUUUUGCUCGAUGGAUACGAGCUCUGUCCAGGCGUUAAAGUUGUAGCUUCAGCAGGACAUACUCCGGAAGACGUCACCGUUCUUGUGGAUACCACAAAAGAUGGGGAAAAAACGCGUUUCGCUAUCACAGGAGACUUGUUUGAGAAAGAGGAAGACAUCCUCUCACCGUCCAUCUGGAAAUCGCUGGGCCUGCCGGAAAUGUUAAAGUGUCAAUCUCGCACUCGUUCUGUCAUAAUAAAUCUCGCGGACUUUAUAAUACCUGGGCACGGUCCAAUGUUCCGUGUAACGGACAGUAUGAGAAAAAUCGUGAAGAGUCAAAUAAUUGAGUGAAAGUGAAGAGAGAGAAGGAGAAAAAAAGAAGGUAUUAUAUUUUAUUAUUUAACUACUUUAUUUAUUUUUAUUAAUAACACUUUAAGCAAAGUCGUAUGUCACGACACAAAUUCAAUUCUUCUUUAUGAUCAAUAAAUAUGUAAAACUUUUUAACAAAAUUAUUUCAACUUUUGAAGUUUGAAUGAAAUUAGAUUCGAUAUAUUUUUACAAAUACUUUAUUAAACAUUGCAAAGUGUGGUACAUGGUAUCACAACAUUAUUAUACUCAUUGUAUGUAUACAUUGCAAUUAUUACACGUUACACCGGAUUCACAAACAUAUAUGUUUAUACGUAGGAGCAAUACGUUCUCACGCUUACACCGUGACUUUGUUCGCGGCAACAAACAAAAUCUUAAAGCAAUCUUGUCUUUCACGACAAUACACGUGCUUACUCCUUGAAAAAUUGUAUUUUCGCAAACCGAUGAAUUCUGAUAAAUAUAAUGCUAUAUUUAUUUAGACAGCCUCCCAUUCUGUAAGGAUUCGCUCUGCUAACAUCUACGCCCUACGUCCGCAAACAAUUUUAUCAAAUCUUCACAGCCAACGACUAAAUUAAGAAUCCUCUCGCACCUUCGUUCGACAUUCUUAUUCACGAAAUAUUUAAUAAUCGGUAGAACUCCUUUUCUUUUCUUUUUUGGGGGGGGGGAGGGAGAUGAGGGAGUACAACGUCUACCAUACUUUACUCUACCAUACAAUCGAAAUAUAUCGAUGCCAAAAAGCUGAUAAAUAUAUAUAUAUACAUAUAUAUAUAUAUUUUUUUUCGAGAGUAUAAAUUAAAUCGAGGAACAAAUCUGUCUUGUACAUUGUCGUAACUUCAUGCAGAAUGCACGAUUUACAUAAGACCCCUGGUCACCCAUUUUAAUCGCUUUGAAUCGUAAUGUUAAAAAUGAAGAGUGAACCUUUCUCCUUGCAUCAUACGUCGAAAUAAAUUAAUUUUCGCGACGUACGAAGCAAGAAAAUGUCACGUGAGUUUUCGCUGGUGACACAUCGCGAUCGCGGUGCGACUACAAAAGAGAUAAUAGGGACCGUGGAUCUUAAAGCAUCACAAUGCAAAUUGUAAAAGCGAGUGCCCCGCACUCCGUAAGUAGUACUUAAGGAUACUUUGUACAGAGCGACGAAAUCAAUUCGCCGACUGCUCCAGGUAUCUAAAUUAAGUAAGUUCUAUGAGAGAGAGACGAAAGAUUCGUUUAUGCUUACUUAGCUUCUCGAAACAACACGAGACACUCUCCUCGAAUAAUAUAAUAAAAUCGUGCGCAAAAACGUUGGCAAACGAAUCUACGUUAAACUCUUUCGGAUUCCUAUUACGUAUUUCUAACGAGCUAAGUCAGCUUUCGUCGAACUCUAUCGUUCUCUUUAAUCAUCGUUAUAUUCAGACGCACAAUGGAUAUCGAUUAGAUACAACUCGAUUUUUGCGCUAUAACAUAUAUAUAAUUAUGUAUAUCUUCGUUUCACCGACGUGUUAGCUACUGCGUAUAUGUAUAUGUAUGUAUCAGGACCUCACCAGUACUGAACACUAGAAUUAAAGCUUGCGAGAAGAAC
Ooceraea biroi (clonal raider ant) is the source of this 2243-nucleotide messenger RNA. RefSeq names its product metallo-beta-lactamase domain-containing protein 1. NCBI's taxonomy places the organism in Eukaryota, Metazoa, Arthropoda, Insecta, Hymenoptera, Formicidae. The record is from RefSeq and is a predicted model, not a curated record.